This is a messenger RNA of Eutrema salsugineum, 2196 nucleotides long. RefSeq lists its product as uncharacterized. Bases 1 to 2196 code for a protein of 731 amino acids. Gene Ontology annotation, molecular function: zinc ion binding. The transcript is spliced from 10 exons. NCBI's taxonomy places the organism in Eukaryota, Viridiplantae, Streptophyta, Magnoliopsida, Brassicales, Brassicaceae. The record is from RefSeq and is a predicted model, not a curated record.
AUGAGGUCCGAGAUUGAUCAGCUGAAUCUCUGCAUCACCGCGGAUGAUGACCAGCUGAGUGAGGGUGUGAGGGAGUCUGCAACAAGGGAGACGGCUAUGGUUGUCUACGAAAAAUCAGCCGAUAACAAAGCAGAUAACGAGGGAGAAUCUCGUGGAAAAGAUAAAAGCGAUGAAAACAAAGAGAGUAAGAUCUUAGAACUAGCUGUUUAUCACUGUGAUGACUCGGUUGAGGGGAGGAACGAAGAGUUCAACGAGUCUGCCAAGGAUGAUGAAGACGCGGUGAAGGAUGAAGAUGAGGUGGCAAAAAGACGUGCAAAAGGAAAGGAAAAAGUGCAAGAAAACGAACCAAAAAAACAAGGCCCACAAAAAGGGGAAUGUAGCAAUCAUUCUGCCCAUUACAGCUGCGCCGACGAGACCAUUAAUGGGGUCUUCAAUGAGACAGAGGAGUUCUUUGCCAUGUUUGGGAGAGAUGCUCCCCCAAUCGUUGAUGAAAUUUCCGACGACGGAAUUGACAGUGCCUUGAGGGACGUGCGGUACGAGGGGGACGAAAUUUUUGUAGGCAGGAUUUUCCGUAACAAAGUGGAGUGCAAGAUUAAGAUGGCCAUCCAUGCCAUCAACAGAAAAUUCCAUUUUAGGACUCCACGCUCAACUCCAAGCUAUAUGGAGUUUAUGUGCGUUAAUCACAGCUAUUCAUGGCGGGUCUAUGCUUCCCUGAUGGAUGCGACAGGGAACUUCCAGAUUAAGAAGGCCACACUUAAACACACAUGCCCCAUUGAAGACCGCUGGAAGUAUCACAAGCAAGCAACAACGCAAGUGAUUGGUGAGCUGAUCUCCACAAGAUUUGUGGCAGGGCAGAGAGGACCAGGUCCAAUAGAAAUUCAGCGCAUAAUGCUCCAAGAGUUCCAGUUCUUGUUAACAUCUCUUACUGGAAGGCGUGCAGGUGCAGGGAACUGGCACUUGAAAAAGCAUUUGGAUCAGUUUCUGGAAAGUUCGUUGCAGACAAGAAUGGUUGCCAAAGGUUCAUGCAAGUACCUUUUCAUCGCGUUUGCUGCUUCAGUUACUGGACUGAAAUACUUGCGGCCCGUGGUUCUGAUCGAUGGGGCACAUCUUGUGAGCCGAUAUGGUGGCUGUCUGAUUUGUGCAAGUGCUCAAGACGGAAACUUUCAGAUCUACCCGAUAGCAUAUGCUGUUGUAGACAGUGAGAACGAUGCAUCUUAUGAAUGGUUUUUCAAUUGCUUGAAAACCAUCAUUCCGGAUAGCAGCGCCGUUAUGUUUAUAUCUGACCGUCAUGGUAGCAUAUACUCAGGGCUUCAAAAGGUGUACCUAUCCGCGGGCCAUGGUGCUUGUCUAGUUCAUCUGGCGAGGAACAUUACAACCCGAUUCAAAGAGAGCCGUCUUCCAUCUCUUAUGGUCAGAGCUGCAAAAGCUUACACAGUGCACGAGUUUCUGCAAAUAUUUAAAGAUUUGGAAAACAUCAACCCUCGUUGCGCCAAGUAUUUAUUGGAUAUGGGAUUACCACACUGGACUCGGGCAUACUGCAUUGGCGACCGCUACAACAUCAUGACUACUAAUGUAGCCGAAUCUCUGAACAAGGUAUUGAAGGAAUGUCGUGAGUUCUCCCUAAUUUCAAUGCUUGAGGAGAUUAGAAUGAGUCUUAUCAGUUGGUUUGUAAGGAGGAAAAGUGUCUCAGCCGCUGAAAAUCAUGCUGUAAAUCCCAAAGUUUGUGAUAUUUUGGACGACAACUUCUAUGGUUGCACCGAACUGAAGGUGGUUGCUGUGGGAAGCGAUGAAUACGAAGUUUACAACAGGAAGGGGGAUCGGUUCGAAGUGAACCUAGUUUCCAAGUCAUGCAGCUACAGGGAGUUCCAAAUGCUACUCAUUCCAUGCCGCCAUGCAAUUGCUGCUAGUUCUUGCUGCGGAAUUGAGAUAAAUGAGCUUGUGGGAGAGGUGUACACAACAGAAUACCGGAGAGCCCUUUAUGACGGAGUUUUUCACCCAGUGCCAACACCGGUGAGUUUUGGUAACGAGUUGCUUCCUCCAUUAAUGCGCAGGCCACCGGGGCGUCCAAGGAAAAUCAGGAUACCAUCAAUAGGAGAGUUUAAGAGGCGUGCGAGGAAAGCGGCAAGGAUUUGCAGCAGGUGUCAGGGUAAGGGUCACAACAGAGCUUCUUGCAAGCUCCCGGUCAAGGAUAAGUAA